Solea solea (common sole) is the source of this 1179-nucleotide messenger RNA. It is a transcript of the gene tspan34b, whose product is annotated as tetraspanin 34b. The transcript is spliced from 8 exons. Lineage: Eukaryota; Metazoa; Chordata; Actinopteri; Pleuronectiformes; Soleidae. The record is from RefSeq and is a predicted model, not a curated record. Bases 36 to 815 code for a protein of 259 amino acids. Gene Ontology annotation, cellular component: membrane.
UUUGUCACCUGACUUAGUGCAGAGACAGCAGGAUAAUGAAUGUAACACAUGUUCAACAAGACAACGCAAAAAUGGGAUGUUUUGGAUUCCUCAAAGCCAUGAUGUUUGUUUUCAAUGGCAUCAUAUUUCUGGCAGGCGUUGGGAUCCUGGCUGUAGGGAUCUGGGUGAAGGUGGACAGUGGCUCAAUCCUCGGUUUCCUCGGGGCGAUUGAAAACGCGCCGCCAGAGCUCAGUCAGGUGCUCAACGUGGGCUACCUGUUGAUUGCACUCGGAGCGCUGCUGGUUGUGAUCGGCUUCCUCGGCUGCUGUGGAGCUGUUAAAGAAAGCAGGUGUAUGCUGCUGCUGUUUUUUAUCAUCGUCCUUCUGGUCUUCAUCGCGGAGGUUGCAGGAGCAGUGGUGAUCCUGGUGUUCAGACCUUUGGCCAACGAGCUGCUUCAAAAGCUCGGCACAGCAGCAGUUACGAACAUCAAGACAGACUAUGGGCGCAAUCCGGACGUCACAGGACUGUGGGACACGACGAUGAACACGUUAAAGUGCUGUGGAUUCUACAACCAUACAGACUUCACCGACUCGCCAUAUUAUGUCAACAACGCCAACCAGUACCCAUCACAGUGCUGUCCAGGCAGAAAUUCCACAUGUAGUCUGACAGUGGCUGAAAGUUUGCCGAUCGCCGGCUGCUUCCCAAAGAUCUUGGACCUGAUUGAUAGCAACACGGUGGUCAUUGUUGGAGUGGCACUGGGGAUUGCAGCUCUGGAGAUCUUUGCCAUGAUCGUCUCCAUGACCCUUUACUGCAGAAUAAAAUCCACAAGUGCCUAACAACCAAGAGAUUCCCCUCAUCCUGCAAAGAACGCCUCAUCACUGAAGACAGUUACUGUCUCAUCAUCAUGUGCAAUCACAGAUACUUAAUGGCAUAACAACUUAUAUUUUGUACGAUAUUUAAAUCCAGUAGAUGACGUAUACUAUACUUUAUACAGUAGACUACACACUGUGUGCUUGAACCACAGUCGACGGUAAUAAUUAGAAAUGACAUGAUAACUACUGAAUGUUCGUGUGUCGGGAGCCACUAUUCUGAGUGUUGCUUUAAUGCAGCUUUAAAAAAAAAAUAGCAACAGACGUGAUUUAUUGUUUGUAUGUAUGUUGUACUGUGAUCAAUUUUAAAAUAAAGUUUAAGAUAUUUCUA